AAGCUCGGUUGACUAGGCAUUUUUAUUGGUACAGCUUACGGGGCUCCGGGCCCACCAAUCCGAAUUUAGGAAAGGGCUGCGUCCCGGAGCGAGCCUCCGGCGAGUGAGGAAACGGCGAGCCAGAAGGGACGAAAAGAGUAGGAGACCGGGGGUGAGGAAAUGGAGUGGAUAAACCGCUGAGGCCCGGCCAGAGCCUGAGGCCUCUCGGUCAUGGGAGAUGGCCGGGCCCCACGCUGCUGGGGCCUGAAUCUCCGAUCAGGCCUCCCGGGACCGUGCACUGAACGAUAACGCGGGGCGUGGCCCUUAUCUAUACUCCCUGACUGCAGCGUGGGGGUGGGGCCUCUGGAGCCCUGAGAGCCCCCGUGCCUCUCCUUCCCUUGCUCUCCCUCAUUGUGUCUCCGGCCUCCCUCGGUGAGUCUAGGGCUGCGGGCUCCCAGGGGCGGCAGAGGCUUUGCCUCAACCCCCCCCACCCACCCCCCCCCACACCCUCCGGCAGGGAGGGGUCCGGUGGCGAAGGGACUGGCACACGCUGCCCGCUGCCUCAGUUUUCCCCUUGGCGGGAAGGAGGGAUCCGGCUGGGAAGGUCCCACGUGCUGCCGGCUGCGUGCCCCCCGGCCUCGGGGCGGGGAGCAUCCGAGCCCCCAUCUGCAAGGCCGUCUCUCCCAGCCCUCCCGCAGGCUCUCCGAUGUCCCGGACCGUGGUCGUGCUGGGCGGUGGCAUCAGCGGCUUGGCCGCGUGUUACCACCUGAUCCGGGCCCCUCGGCCUCCCAAGGUGGUCCUGAUCGAAGCCAGUCAACGUCUUGGGGGCUGGAUUCGUUCAGUCCAACGAGAGGAUGGAGCUGUCUUUGAACUCGGACCCCGAGGAAUUCGUCCUGCCGGAGAAUUAGGAGCCAGGACCUUGCUCAUGGUCUCAGAGCUUGGCUUGGACUCUGCAAUUUUGCCUGUUCCCGGGAACCAUCCUGCUGCUCAAAACCGCUUCCUGUAUGUGGGGGGAGCUCUGCACCCUCUGCCUACUGGCCUUAGGGGCUUGUUCUUUCCAGCCCCUCCUUUCUCCAAGCCGCUGUUCUGGGCUGGCCUUCGGGAGCUGACCACCCCUCGUGGCCUGGAACCUGAUGAGACUGUGCACAGCUUUGCAGAGAGGCGCCUGGGAUCUGAGGUGGCCUCUAUCGCUAUGGAUAGUCUUUGCCGAGGAGUAUUUGCCGGCGAUAGUCGAGUGCUCAGCGUCCGCUCCUGCUUCCCCAGCCUCUUUAAGGCCGAGCAGACUCAUCGGUCUGUGCUUCUGGGGUUGUUGCUGGGGUCAGGGCAGAGCCUCCUCUUAGAGUCACCUCUGAUUAGUCAGGCCAGAGCUGAGCGCUGGAGCCAGUGGUCACUUCGGGGAGGGCUGGAGACACUGCCCCAGACCUUGGGCACCCACCUGUUAAGUCAAGGAGUCACCAUUCUGAAGGGUCAGCCGGUCUGUGGGCUCAACUUCCAGUUGGGUAAAUGGCAGGUGUCUCUAGGAGAUUGCAGCCUGGAGGCCGAUCACAUCAUUAGUGCUAUCCCUGCUACAGUGCUAAGCGAGCUGCUUCCUUCUGAGGCAGCACCUCUGGCUCAGACCCUGGCCCUAAUUCGUGCUGCCUCUGUGGCUGUUGUGAAUUUGCAGUAUCGGGAGGCUCAUCUGCCUGUCCAGGGUUUUGGACACCUGGUACCUUCUUCUGAAGACCCUGGCGUCCUGGGAAUUGUAUAUGACUCCGUUGCCUUCCCUGAACAGGAUGGGAGCCCUGCCAGCCUUAGAGUGACCGUGAUGCUGGGGGGUUCUUGGCUGCAAGCACUGGAGGAUGGAGAGCAAACAUUAGCUCAGGAGCUAUUCCAACAAGCAGCCCAGGAAGCAGUUGCCACACAAUUGGGGCUAAGAAAGCCACCGAGUCAAAGCCUGGUUAGCCUACACAAGAGCUGUAUCCCUCAAUAUACUUUGGGCCACUGGCAGAGAUUAGAGGCAGCUGCCCAGUUUCUGGCCAAUCAUCAACUGCCCCUGACUCUAGCAGGAGCAUCCUAUGAAGGUGUUUCAGUCAAUGACUGUAUAGAGAGUGGUCGCAGGGCUGCCACUCAUGUCUUGAAGGAAUCUUGACCUCUGACCUACAGCCUUUUCUCUUAUCCCUGCAGGCCAGGGGCUCAGUCAAGACUAAUAAAAUUGCUCCAGUUGGACAGUA
This is a messenger RNA of Monodelphis domestica (gray short-tailed opossum), 2189 nucleotides long. It is a transcript of the gene PPOX, whose product is annotated as protoporphyrinogen oxidase. Lineage: Eukaryota; Metazoa; Chordata; Mammalia; Didelphimorphia; Didelphidae. Gene Ontology annotation, cellular component: mitochondrial inner membrane. Gene Ontology annotation, biological process: heme biosynthetic process. The record is from RefSeq and is a predicted model, not a curated record. Gene Ontology annotation, molecular function: protoporphyrinogen oxidase activity, oxygen as acceptor.